This is a messenger RNA of Saxophila tyrrhenica, 918 nucleotides long. RefSeq lists its product as uncharacterized. NCBI's taxonomy places the organism in Eukaryota, Fungi, Ascomycota, Dothideomycetes, Mycosphaerellales, Extremaceae. The transcript is spliced from 2 exons. The record is from RefSeq and is a predicted model, not a curated record. The coding region runs from base 1 to 918 and encodes 305 amino acids.
AUGCCUAGUCCAGCCGAUCUCUACCCGCACUCUGUGUACAGCAGCGGCACCGUCUACAUUGUGGACGACGUGGAACCAAACGGUGGCAGCGUCGCCAACGACGACAUCUCCGACAUCUGCGGCGAAAUCACUCUGACGGAGCACGCGAAGAAAUGCGGAUGGGUUCGUAGGUUCUUCGAGGGUAUGACAGACUACAAGGUCAAAGGCAUCAACCUUCCCAAGGGUAGCAGACCUGCCGCCUUCUUCCGAUACUGGAAAUCAGAGCUUGAAGGCAAGGGCGCCAACGAUCUAAUUAUCGUGUACUAUCAUGGAAGGGCAGGCAACAAUGGAAUCGACUAUUCAUGGAGCUUAGAUGGCUACCCCCGUGCGCCCGUCAAUGCAUACAAUCUGAUCACGAUGAUCAACCGAGCUGGCGUUGACUGUUUGAUGCUGCUAGACUGCGAUCUUCCUUCUCGAUUCAAGGAGAAGUGGGAUAGGCUACCCGGCAGCAUCGAGAUUGUGGCAAACGGUGGACAAUUGAGAGACACGUUCGGCAACAGAAUCGAGAACGCCGGCGACUUCACAAAAGCCUUCUUGGUCUCCCUUGGGACUCUCCUAAAGCAUAUCGACACGAAACGCAAGAGGGCAAUUUCACCAUUGACCAUACCAGAGGUCAUGAGGUCUGACCGCUCGCUCGACUUCAAGCCCUUCUGCCUUCGCCUUGAUGGGUCCACAAAUGGCCGUGACAAUCUCGUCAAGCGAAUCAAGAUCGAUCCUAGAGCAAUGCGGGAGUCGAAAAAGGUCGAAUUCUUCGCAUAUACGAUCCAAGGCGGCGAGGUCGAGCAGGGAAGUGAAGCUACAAUUCAAGUGGCCAUUGACGAGGGUAUCGACAUGGAGGGUGAGGAUGACUCCUCUCAUGGGUUGUUCUGCCCCCAGUGA